Messenger RNA from Caenorhabditis sp. 36 PRJEB53466, 1384 nucleotides. NCBI's taxonomy places the organism in Eukaryota, Metazoa, Nematoda, Chromadorea, Rhabditida, Rhabditidae. The record is from the annotation of a GenBank genome assembly.
AUGCGAUUGCUAGCUGUCUUCAUACUCUGUUUCUUGGUCGAAGAUGUUUUGACCAAAGCCCCGUGUGCGCCUUCGUGGCUACACAUUGCCCAUCUCGAUUCAUGUUUUCUGUCGGCACCACAGCCAGCUGAGUAUGAUGAUGCUGACGCCUACUGUAAUGAGCUCGAUUCCAAUUUGGUGGUCAUCAAUUCAGAAGAGGAGGCCUCUAUUGUUCGGGAGUUCUUCGCCCGUGAAAAUCCGAGUUUCUUCAAUUGGAUCGGAAUGCGAUGGAACUCCGAAGCAAUGAAUUUCACGUGGAUUGACGGAAUCACCAGAAACUACUCGUAUUUUCUGCCAGGUUGAUUUUUCCUAUUUUCUCCCUUUUUUCAGCAUGUGCCUUUCAGACGAGCCGGGGUUAUCAGGCGAGUGUAUUGCGUGGGUUCUCGAUGAUAAACUCGACGGCUGGCAAGCAAUUAGUUGUCAUUACUCUCAGUUUUUUAUGUGCCAAAAACCUGCAGAAGGGUGGGUGACUCAUUAAAUUGUUCUUACUGUUCUAAAAUUCAAGAAUUAUUACAACUUGGCAUCUAGAUGACGAGGGAGAAAUUACCAGUCCGAAUUGGCCGAACAAUUAUGAGAACUUGGAAUACGAUACUCAUAUUAUCAAAUCAGAGCCGGGAACUCGGAUUUUGCUGUAUUUUGAGUUUGUUGACACCGAGCCCAAUUGUGACAUCAUCACAGUAACCGAUGAUUAUGGUAUUUCUGGAAGAACUUUGUUCAGGUGUUAAUUUUUUAGAAAGAACUGCCAAAAACUGCAAUUGUCAGGUUAUCUGGUUCCUAUUACAAUCACUCUGUGAUCAGCACUCAAAAUCAGGUGAUUGUGAACUUCAAAUCAGACGAGGACAACGUCGGAAAAGGAUUUUCAUUGAGUUAUCAAAUAUUGUAGGUCCAUCUUUUUAUGAGGAAAACUUGCAAUCUUUUUCCAGGAGACCUCUUCCCCUGAAAGUUUUCUCAAACUCUUACGGAACCAUCACAUCUAAUAACUAUCCGAAUUCUCCAGACUCCUUCCUUAUUCAGUACUAUUUGAUUCAGUGCAGCCCUGCUCAUCACGUAGUGCUCAACGUGAAAGCCGUGCAAUUGGAUAGGAAUGAUAAAGUCAAAAUUCUGAACGGAGUCGAUGAGAAGGCUGCAAAACUUAAGAUGUAAUUAUUUCCUCUCGGGUCAGAGCAUAGAUCCUGUUUUCAGCUUCCGCCAGUACUCGUCUCAUUCUGUUGAAACCAUCAAGACAACCCAAAACAAGAUGUUCAUCGCAUACGACACUGGAGAGCAGUUCGACGAAUCAAAUCACUGGGCGUUCGAGUAUAAUUGCACUCCAGAUGGAAAUUUGGGCGAGGAGAUUGAAAUUUGA